Messenger RNA from Myiozetetes cayanensis, 2168 nucleotides. RefSeq names its product FA complementation group E (gene FANCE). Lineage: Eukaryota; Metazoa; Chordata; Aves; Passeriformes; Tyrannidae. The record is from RefSeq and is a predicted model, not a curated record. Gene Ontology annotation, cellular component: Fanconi anaemia nuclear complex. The transcript is spliced from 12 exons. Bases 421 to 2019 code for a protein of 532 amino acids. Gene Ontology annotation, biological process: interstrand cross-link repair.
ACGCGUAUGUAACGUCACGGCGCCGGGAGUCUCUGUCUGGGGGCUGGGUGGCUCUACCCCCAGGGGGCGGGGCGGUUUUGGCAUUAGGCGACAUUUGCAUAAUGACUCCUUUGCACGCCGUUGAUUAGCGUUUCUCGGGACGGGGCCGGAAGCAGCGCCUUCGGGCCUGGAAGCAGCGGGUAGAGCGAGGCCGGGGGACACCCAUGAGUGUCGGGGCCUGCCCCGGCUGUGCAGUGCACAGGGCAGUGCACAGGGGGCGGGGGGAGCCCCCCCGGAGGGCAGCGGGAGUUGAGCUGGGGAUGAGGGAGCUGCCGGGGAAGGGGUGUUAGAGGGCUUGGAGGGGCCCCCGGUGCGACCCCAGUGACGCUCCCGCAUCCUCGGGGGGGAAGGGCAGGCGGCUGUGGAGCCCCCGCAGCAGCGAUGGAGCCCGGCUGCCCGCCCUGGCUGCUGCGCUUUGACCGGCCUUGCCGCCUCCUGCUCCACGCGCUGGCCUCCGGCCCCGCCGGGGCACUGGCCGCCCUCCGGAUGCUGCAGCGGGAACAGCCCCUCGAGGGACCGGGACAGGCGUUCCCCUGGCAGGCCCUCACCGCAGCCCUGUGCGCCGAGGAGCCCGUGCUGGAGGGGCCGCAGGGCGUCCUGGCUGUGAAGCCACGGCUGCUGCUGCUGCCCAUCAUGUGCCAGAGAAACUUCUUCUCCCUGCUCCUCGUGACACGGGAUGCAGUGCCAGGGGGCUGCCUUGGCCAGCUGCUCCAGGCCAUAGAACAAGAUUCCCAUGUGGAUCCCUGGAUGCGGACACUGGGGGGUCUGCUCCAGCAGGGACCAAGAGCAGAAGAGUGCUUCCCGUCUCCCACUCCACUAUCUUCUGCAUGCCAGCAGCAGCUUAGGUGCCUGUGCCAGAAAAUUGCCCAGAGCAAACCAGAGGGGCAAAAGAAAUGGAACUGGUGCUUCCGUAACCAGCCUGAUGCCACUGGAGAUGUAGCUGACUCUGUGCCUCAGGGUGGAAAGUGCAAGAAAGUGUCGGAGGAGGGAGUGGAGUUGGUCAGUGACAGAGAGAAGAAGAGGUUGCUGCUGGAUAAGGUGGCGUUUGACCCUCUGGGACCCCAGGAAUGUGGGGAUGUGAGAGGGAUAGAAGAGGAGGUGCCUCAGGAGCCUUCAGUGGCUACAUGUGCUGAGAGCACAGAUGGGGCUAUUCCAGAUAGCUCCCAGCAGGAUGCAGUUGGGGAGCUCAGGAAGGUUGCCCAGACAGAGCUGGCAGCGGAUGUCAAGUCCUUUCUCCAGGUGCAUGGACAGAAGCUGAAAAUGCUGCUGCUGCAGGAGUCCAGCCACUCUGAGCUGAGCAUCCCACCUGAGCUGUGCAUCCUGAACAACUGCUCCCCCCGCCAGCUUGAAGGACUGUGCUCCUUCCUCCAGCUGUCUGUGUGCCCAGAGCCCUUCCUGGGGCAUUUCUGCAGGUGGCUGCUGGCUCUCACCCCUGACCUCAGCUACACCAGCGCGGCCGUCCUGGCAGAGCAGCUCUUCCUCAGGCGAGUCCUGUCCCUUACCCAGCCACCUUCCCGACACCUCAUGGCUGCUCUCUCUUCAUUUUGCUCCAAGUAUUCCCAGCCCUUCUGCCAUGUGGUGGUGGCUGCAGUCCUGCAGGAGCCAAGGGAAGGUGCUGAGCAGACCAAGCUGGUGUGUGAUCUUGUGGAGGACUGCCUGGAGCCACGCUGUGUGCAGCUGGUGCUAAGCCAAGUCUUGGAGUUGCCUUUGUCAGAGAAGCUCCUGCUGGUAGUGCAGGCCGUGCUGGAGCGGCAGAAGGUGCUCCCCCCAGAGCUCUUGGAUCUCCUGGUCCUGACUCUGUGCCAGCAGGCCUCAGCCUUUGCCACAUCACUGGACUAUGCCAAGCUGGUGACGGCCAUGCUUACCAUGUACCAGAACCAGAUCACCCCAGCUCACCGGAGCAGUCUGGCUGCCGCCCUGGAUCAGAACAAUGCGGCUCUGAAGAAAUCGCUGCAGGCUGUGCUGGAAGGGGCCAAGUGAGGUGACCACCAAAGGGAACUGCGAGGUGACAACUUCCUUGCAUAGAGGACACUCAUUGCGCAGUGGCAGCUGCAGCCUUCGCUUCACUGGGUUCCCCCCAGUGCGGUGGGACCCCACAGGUGGGGUCUGUGCCACACAGAGCGCCCAGA